CAACAGGGAAAAGGAAACGUUCCUUUGUCCUUUCUCUUGCAUGAGGACAGGCACUCUCGCUGUAGUCUUCACAGGCAAGAAAGUUCAUUUCUGGCUUCCCAGCAUGGGAACCCGAACCUUUUUCCACCACAGAGAGGAGGAGCAAAAGGCGGAAAGGGAACAGAGCUUGCAAAUGACCUCCACAACUAGAAAGAAAAGGUUCAAAACCAGUGAGGAAGAAGAGACUUUCAGCCUUUCAGAGUUAUCCAUAGCAGCUGCCCUUGCACUGACCUCCGAGAUACCACAAGAUCACAAGCUAAGAAGAGAAGCUGCCAUCCUAGAGCUUGAGCAGAGGGGGCAAAAGAGGGUUCGGUUUGGAAAUGAGAUGGAAAAGCUGGAAAAGGAGGUUAUUAGGAACUGCAGACUGCUGCGUGUGAGAGCUGACCGGAAGGCCCUUCGGAGGAAGGCUGUAGACAAGGCACAGAUGGAGAAGGACUACAUCGAGCUGCGUUCUGGGCGCCCACCUAUGUUCUGGAUUCCCCUCCGGGUACACGCUGUCUGGGAGAGGAUGGAAGUGACGCUGGCAUGCACAAUCCUGGCUUCACCACCACCACAGGUUACCUGGUAUAAAAAUGGAGUCCCUAUCAAUCUUCGCCUAGCCCCGGCAGGAAAAUACAAGAUAAAAAACAAGUUUGGGAUGUUGACCCUGCACAUCAGCAGAUGCUCCAUGGAAGAUUCUGCUGAAUAUAGUGUUGAAAUUAAGAAUCAGUACGGCGAGGCUUACUCAUUUGCUACAGUGCUCGUCAGGAAAUAUUAUGGGAAGGAGUCGGGAUUUGAUUCAGAAAUAUACAGAAGAUCCCUUAUUGCCAGAGAGGCAGAUUUUGCCUUUUCAAUGAAACCCUUAUUUUCAAGAGAGAAGGAGCCAUUUACCCUCUCCUGUUACUUCUCCUCUGAUUUACUUGAACACCAACGAGACAUUGCCUGGUUCAGAGAUGGUGAGUUGCUGCAGAACUCAGAAUGUCAGAAAUUAAAGUACCAAGACCGGGAAGCUUCUCUGACAGUGUCAUGUGCUCACAAAGAAGACGAGGGAUUUUACACUAUCCGCGUCCCCUCACUGGAUGGAUAUAAGGAGCAGACCACUUACGUGUUUGUUAGAGAUGCUGCAGCAGAAACAGCUGGUGCACCCGGAUCCCCACUCAAUGUGAAAUGCCAUGACAUAAAUAAAGAUUGCUUGAUUCUUUCUUGGGUAGCACCCAGUGAUAAUGGAGGAAGCCCAAUCCUUGGAUAUUUUAUUGAAAGGUGUGUUGCCGGGUCAGAGGACUGGGUCCCAUGCAAUGACAAGCCUGUGAAAACCUGCCGAUACCCGGUCCUGGGCCUCACUGAAGGACAGACAUACCAGUUCCGAGUAAAGGCUGUCAAUAAAGCAGGCAUCAGUCAUCCUUCAAAAACCAGUGCUCCAGUUACAACGUAUGACCCCAGCAAGGACAAGAGAGUGACAGUUAUUCCAUAUGACGAAGGCAGGAAGAUAGAAAUUUUCAAGGAUGACCUAGAAGGACACAUUAAAAUUCCUUUGCCACCCACCAAUGUUCACGCAAGUGAGGUCAGAGAAGAUUAUGUGGCUUUGGCCUGGGAUGAACCAGACCCAAGAGGCAGAGAGCCACUGAAUUACUACGUGGAAAAGUCGAUUGUAGGCAGCAACUCCUGGCAAAUGGUUAAUCUGGAUAUGCCAGUUAAUUCCCCAAGAUUUGCACUCUUUGAUCUUGUUAAGGGAAAAUCAUACCGUUUCCGCGUGCGAUCUGUUAACAAGUACGGAAUCAGUGAGCCAUCCCUGCCCAGUGAACCCAUAACUGCUGGAGCAAAACUGGCUACUCUGCCUCCACCUUCUCAGGUUUUAGCUUUCAGAGACACCAAGACAUCUGUUGUUUUGCAGUGGGAUAAGUUAAAGGAUGGUCUGGAGCCUCUUGGCUACUACAUAUAUUGUCGGGAAACUGGGACAGAAGGAUGGCAAACCGUCAAUAAUAAGCCCGUGACAUGUAAUGAAUUUACUGUUCCUGGGCUGCAGCCUGGAAAGGAGUAUGUCUUUUGUGUGAAAUCUGUCAGUGAGGCAGGACUAAGCGACAGCUCACCAGAGACGGAUCCUAUCGUUGUCAGGCCAGCUAUUGCUCGGCCGUCUGCGCCCCGUGGGUUUGUUCUGCUGAGCUGCGGGAAGAGUGACAUGACCAUCGGCUGGAAGCCCCCGAAGCGCCGAGGAGGAACAAAGCUUCUGGGCUACUUCCUAGAUCAGCACGAUACGUCUGAACUCGACUGGCAUGAAGUCAAUAUUCAGCCAAUUCCCCAACAAGUUUACACGGUUGGCAACCUUAAGGAAGGUCACCUCUAUGAAUUCCGGGCUUGUGCAGUGAACAUGGCUGGUGUUGGGGAAGUGUCUGAACCCAGCGACGCGUUCAAGUGUGAGGAGUGGACAAUGCCAGAACCAGGCCCUCCUUAUGAUGUGAAGUUCACAGAAGUAAGAGACUCAUCUCUGAUGCUACACUGGCAAGCCCCGCUGUACACAGGCGCAGGUCCAGUUACAGGGUACUACGUGGAUGUGUGUGAGGAAGGGUCAGAGGAAUGGAAGCAAAUAAACAAGCAGUCCGUAGCCACCACUCACAUGAAGGUUUCAGAUCUAGAGACAGGGAAAUGCUUUAUUUUCCGAGUAAGAGCACUGAACAAGGCUGGAAUUGGGCCCCCUUCACUCCCCUCGGAUCCUGUGGUGGCUAAAACCAAGCCUGGCACAAAUGAAAUUGAACUUGGGGUUGAUGAAGAGGGUCUCAUUUAUAUGGCUUUUGAAGCUCCUGAGAAGAAUGACUCUUCUGAAUUUAUCUGGUCAAAGGACUAUGAAGGACCACCAGAUGCUGACAGAGUUCGGACUGAAGAGAAGGGCAAUAAAUCUAAGCUUAUACUGACAGACCCAUCAGAAAAGGACUUGGGAGUAUAUUCAGUGGAGGUCACAGAUGUAGAUGAAGAUAUCUCUGCCAGCUGCACUUUAACGAAAGAAGACCUGGACAAGUUACUGAAACGUAGCCAUGAAAUCAGGAACCCGUUGAUAAAGCUGAUAUCUGGGUGGAACAUUGAUGUCCUGGAGAAAGGAGAAGUGCGGCUGUGGCUGGAGGUUGAAAAGCUGUCACCAAACGCAGAACUGCAUUUAAUCUUCAAUGAGAAGGAGCUUAAAAGUACUCCAACACAUAAAAUAAACUUUGUCAAAGGAAAAGGUCUGGUAGAACUGAUAAUCCAGAAUUUCUGUGAUGAUGAUAAAGGGAUGUACACAGCCCAGCUGCAAGAUGGAAAAGCUAAAAAUCAAUUCACCCUAGUUCUUUUGGAUGAACGUUUUGCUAAAGUUGCAGAGGAGGCUGAUGCAAAACGGAGAGAAUGGAAGAAAAAGCAGGGCCCAUAUUUUAUAGAGAAUUUGAGAUGGAAGGUUACCGAGAGCUGUGAAGUACUCCUUACCUGCAAGGCAACAAACCUGAGAAAGGACACCAGCUUCCAGUGGUUCUUCAAUAAGAAAACACGAACAGGUGGCGUGUUUGAUCCACAGACUGGGAUAGGAACUCUUCGUGUUAAAAAGAUAACCAAAGCAGAUGAGGGCCAAUACAAAGCACUUGUUUCAGAUGACCGAGGAGAAGACUACACCCAACUUGAUCUCACAAAAGGAUCCUUUGAAGACCUUCUCAAGGAGCUGUGCAGGAUCAGCGCUCUUUCUGCUUCACCUCUGAAAAUUCAGCCUACUGAAGAAGGCAUCAAAAUCUACACGGACGUGAAGUACUACACAGACUAUAUGAAAACAACCUGGUAUCACAAGGAGAAGCAAGUGGAAAGUCGUGACAGACUGAAAGCUGGGAGCACAAUGAAUCAGAUCUGGCUUCACAUCCUGAACCCCACAGAUGCAGAUAAGGGAAAAUACAUCCUGGAGUUAUUUGAUGGGAAUGACACUCACAAGCUGUCAACGGACUUGUCUGGGCAAGCCUUUGAAGAUGCCCUGGCUGAGCACAGAAGGCUAAAAGAAGCAGCAGUAGCAGAAAAGUGUCGUGCCAGAGUUGUUCAAGGUCUGCCAGAUGUUGCCACCAUCAUGGAGGACAAGACCCUGUGUUUAACUUGCUGUGUAUCUGGAGAUCCUUACCCAGAAAUCACUUGGUUCAAAAAUGAGAAGGUUAUCGUCUUUAAAGAUCGUUACAAAAUGGAUGUGAAGGGGACAGUUGUCACAAUUACCAUAGAGAAAGUCUGCAAUGAAGACACAGGAAAAUACAGCAUCUAUGUCAAGAACAAAUAUGGCUCUGAAACAGGGCAGGUUACUAUCAGUGUCUAUAAGCAUGGAGAGAUACCAGUAGGAACAGAAGAAAAGUCCCAGGUGGAAACUGUAAUGAGAAAGCCUAAAUGAAUUAGGCAACUAUAUCUCAUUGAAUUUAAAAGGAAUUUAACUCCUUUGGAUUCAUUUGAAUGUCUCCACCCUAAAAUUCAGUCUCAUAUCUCUAUUUUUAUUUCAGUAUUAUUUUAGUAUUUUUAUUUUGGUGGUUGCUAGAAAACAAUUCUCACUUGUGUGUGGGUGCAUGCACACACUUGCAUGCUCACUUUACAGAGAAACUCUUUCCUGGCAAAUUAUGUUGUGUGGGAAAUACCAGAGGAUUCACGUGCAUGAGAACCAGGCUUUUAGUAGAGGGUUGUUUGUUCUUGUUUUUAUAUAUAUAUAUUUUUUUUUUUAUUAAAUCCUCAUGUGUUACUGAUUAUCUUGUAGCUGAGAAAUAUUUAUGUCUAUAUUAUUAAACUUAUAACCUGAGUGACACCUU
This is a messenger RNA of Cygnus atratus (black swan), 4799 nucleotides long. It is a transcript of the gene MYOM3, whose product is annotated as myomesin 3. Gene Ontology annotation, molecular function: protein binding. Bases 41 to 4393 code for a protein of 1450 amino acids. Lineage: Eukaryota; Metazoa; Chordata; Aves; Anseriformes; Anatidae. The transcript has 37 exons. The record is from RefSeq and is a predicted model, not a curated record.